AUGCCGCCCUCUUCCGCAGCCGCCGCUUCCCGUACCUACCUCCAGGAUCGGGUCCAGCGGCACUAUCUGGAGGUGCUGCCCUCACGCUGGCGUGCCGUCCUCUCCCGGCUGGCAAAAAACACGCAACUGCGGCAGAAGGCUGACGUUGUCGUUGACAAUAAUCUUCUGUCCGACAUACAGGCAGAUUUUGACCUCAUCCAUGCAUUGCUGGCGGAGGAACACCGCAUCUACCGGGAGGGCGUGACUUGCCUUUGCUCCCCAGCAUCCAGCGGAGAAGCCGAAACGCGACGAUUGGCCGCUGCUCAACAGCUGAUGCAGGGAAUGCUCUCUUGCAUUGCCAUGAAGGAGCUUCUCAUUGCACACUGGAAGGGCGCGCUUCUGGACACUUCCCCCAGCACACUGCGUGUCUACUGCCAUGCGUGUAUUUCCAACCCACACGUGUCCGCGACGAACGUUGAGCGGCUUUUGGCCCUCUACACGCUGCCCUAA
Messenger RNA from Trypanosoma conorhini, 489 nucleotides. RefSeq lists its product as uncharacterized. NCBI's taxonomy places the organism in Eukaryota, Euglenozoa, Kinetoplastea, Trypanosomatida, Trypanosomatidae. Bases 1 to 489 code for a protein of 162 amino acids. The record is from RefSeq and is a predicted model, not a curated record. The transcript has a single exon.